AAGGCAACAGGAGUCAAAGAACAGUGAGAGGGAUUAAAAAUCGAGCGGAGAGAGCUGGUGGCGAUCGAAAGCCGACGAGAAGCGAAAUUAGGGUUAGGGUUAGGGUUUUGAGGGCAGAGAAAAGAGGCUGCAGGUCGAAAAGAAUCCGAAGCCGCUUCCGUCUCCUCAAUUUCUUGUAAUGGACCGCUUUCCCUCGGUGUAUCCUCUCAUCGAUCGCCGGAAAGGAUUUGGAUAAUUUUUUCCUGGGCAGUUGUAUUAUUUCUUUUGCAAAGCGUUGCAUGUCACAACAUAUACUAUAUAAAUAAGGAUGAGUUUCACACCUGAAGGCCUUGAGAAUAACAAGAUAAAUGCGUCAAGCAAGGUUACAAAGUUAAAUCCAAAUGCCACAGAGUUUGUUCCAUCUUCUCGACGAACCACAUAUGGGAACAUCAAGGACACAUAUUCUAGUAGGGUGGACUCUAUAGAAGCAUCAAAGAAUGCAGUUCUUGGUCGCGCUGAAUCCUCUCUUUCAAACAAUUCUCUUGAUGAUGAUCACCAAUAUUGGCACCUUCAGCUUCCUAAUGACAUUACCCCUGACUUUAAGGCCAUGGGAGAAGAUAAUGAAUGUAGACUGCAUCAGCUCUCACUUGUAGGAUUAUCAGUAAAUGAUGGUCUUGAACAGUCAAGAUUUUCUGCACCGAUAACCAGUGAGGCACUUGGUACACAAAAUGUUAGAGCUCCUUUUGGUAUGAACAAUCUCAUCUUGAGAGGGAGGAAGGGAUAUCAUGGUUCUCCCUACAAUGAAAACCAGUUAUCAACUGCGCGUGUGUCUUCAGCCUCCAAUUCAUGGGACAGACAAUUUUUAAAUGGAGAUAAACAACUUUCCAGGGUAAUGGGAAGAACUGAAGGGCAAGACUUCAUUGGAGAUUCAGGCACAAGUUCUGUGAAUAAUAUGUUAGGUGAUCAACCUGUUAUGAAGAGUGCUGAAAUCAAAAUGUUAGAGGCUUUGUCAUUUCAUUUUCCUGGUUUUUCUGCUGAAACCCUUGCAGAUAUAUACUAUGCAAAUGGAUAUGAUUUGGACUCUACAAUUGAGAUGCUUGGUCAGCUCAAGCUUAAAGGAGAUGGUGAUUUCAGUAAGAACCUAUACUCAAAGUCCUUGCAUGCUCCAAGCCUGAGAAAAUUAGACUUGCAGUCAAUUUUAGCAGCAGAAGCUCAGAAUAGGCUGUCAAAGUACGCUAAAGAACUUCACCAAAUUCCAGAUUUAUAUAGAUCUACUUCUGGUGUAUUUCAGGCUGCCACAAAUUUUGCAUCCCCUCCAAGAGAAGUUUCACCAGAGGAUAUUCCUCAUUGGAACCACAGGAAGUAUGGCUCUCCAGAUGGCAGUACUGGCUCAAGCAGAAGUUUACACUUCAUUUCCAGCACAUUCAAUGGCCACAAAUCUCCGAGUGUAAGUGCAUCUCGGGUAGCUCCUGUUUGGCCCGAGGCUGGAGAAGCAGUCGCAAAUGUAGAGUUGAGAGAGGAAGUUCGUGAUCUUGCAGGUCUUCGGGAUGCAUGCUUGGAACAGGCAAGUCAAGCAUAUCUGAUUGGUAACAAGGCUCUGGCAAAGGAACUGAGUGAGAAGGGGCAGUUUUAUAACAUGCAGAUGAAAGCAGCUAAACUGAAAGCUGGAAAUACAAUAUACCAAAAGAGAAAUGCAGUCCCCUAUGGAGCGCAAGGGAAUCUGAUUGACUUGAAUGGCCUUCACUUAAGUGAUGCGCUUCAGGUGCUGAAACAUGAGAUUAACAUCUUAAGCAGCACUGCUCGGUCCUGUGGACAGCAGCUCCAGGCCUCAAUCUUUUUGGGUACUCCAGUAUCAGAAAGGAUUGUGUUGGCUUGCGAGCAGUUUCUCCUGGAGGAAGGCCUUCCAUUUACCCGGCCUCGACCUGGUCUUCUUCAUGUUGUGAUAUAUUGACGCCACUUGUAAGGUAACAGUGUGUAAUAAAUAAAUAAAAAAUCAAAAUCAAAAGCCACAUACACUACAAUUUUGUAUCCGUGUACAUGAAGGGAACAUGUGUUAGACAGAGAAGAGGAAGCCAGAGAAAUGUAAUAUUAGCAUUAGCAGAAUUCUGACUUCCAUGUUGUAGGUGUUCUUUUAGUACUACUUUUUUUUUUAUCUCUCGGCGCUUUUGUUGUUCAGCGAGGAAACAUGAUUUGUGCGGUAGCCUGUUUCGUACUGCAAGCAUUGAUGUUGGAAUUGAGCUCUCAACAAAACAAAGCAGUUGUGUUGCGUAAUGUUGAGAGCAUGCGAUUAUUUCAUCCCACCUCUGUUGCGUUCA
Molecule: messenger RNA, 2294 nt
Organism: Asparagus officinalis (garden asparagus)
Lineage: Eukaryota; Viridiplantae; Streptophyta; Magnoliopsida; Asparagales; Asparagaceae
Product: polyadenylate-binding protein-interacting protein 7-like
Exons: 6
Coding region: 308-1930 (540 amino acids)
Source: RefSeq, a predicted model, not a curated record